Molecule: messenger RNA, 321 nt
Organism: Protopolystoma xenopodis
Lineage: Eukaryota; Metazoa; Platyhelminthes; Monogenea; Polystomatidea; Polystomatidae
Source: the annotation of a GenBank genome assembly
GGGGAUCGUGUCGGCAUUUGUGUGACGCAACUUGAUUCACGUCUUCUCGAAUAUGGUCUAAUUGCAGCGCCAGGGUUGCUUUAUCCGAGUUUCGCUUGCAUUCUUGCUGAUAUUGAGAAGGUGCCUUACUUCACACGUAAACCGGUCUCCUCUAAGACGCUGUUUCAUAUUUCCUUGGGUCAGGAGACCCUGGUUGCUCGGGUCACCUGCUUUCGGUCACUCUCUGCCACGCUAAAACCACAUCUAGAGCAGCUCACUCAUGAUAAAGUUAAGAAGUAUACCACUAGCGUUCUAGUAGAUGUAUGUGUAAGGACAGACUGA